Molecule: messenger RNA, 1458 nt
Organism: Pieris rapae (cabbage white)
Lineage: Eukaryota; Metazoa; Arthropoda; Insecta; Lepidoptera; Pieridae
Gene: Borealin
Exons: 7
Coding region: 163-993 (276 amino acids)
Source: RefSeq, a predicted model, not a curated record
UUCAAAAAUGUCGGUUGCUUUUAGUUAAGUUGUUUUGAAGUUCAGUCCUAUAUUUUAAAGGUUUUGUUAGUAAAUUAUUAAAAUAAUUUACAUCGUCUAGCUUUGUUCAGUAGUCGCCCAUACCAGUUUUAAUUACGAAAUAUACAGUGAACUUUAAGAAAAAUGCCCAGAACCAAGCGACCCGUGAAAAAACAGGAGAAACAUGUCGAUUCCGAUGAUACUCUUAGGAGAUUAAAAAAACUAUCUAAUGACUUAAAGACGAAAAUAGAUUCACAAGCUCAAAUGCAAAUUGGAUGUGUUGAGAUUGCUUUUAAGAUAUUGUUGGGCUCAAUAAGUGCAGCAAACUUGCAAAAGACUUUGGGUCAAUUGAAAAAUGAACUCCUUCUCAAAGAGCCCACAAACACCAGACCAUCAAGAGUGACUGCAUCAAGCCGUGCUGCAUCAAAUGAUGAUGGCUACCUCACCGAGAACUCAUCCCAGGGAUCCGGGGAUCGUGGUGUUAAGAAAACAUUCAUGCCGCCUUCAGCAACUCGUUCCAUAAGGCGGUCUCGGUCAGCCGAUGCCUCUGCCCGUUCAAUUGCUAAGCCUUCCGCACGUGCCACUACGCAACGGCGACGUAGCAAGAGCGUGUAUCGCACACCGGCCCUUAAUAGGAAUGCUGGGGUUAAUUAUCCUGUUAUAACUCCUAAGGUGACUCCCCACACACCGUUAACAGUAUUACGUCAGCCACGACAAGGAGAGAUGGUACUGUCGAUGUCUGGGUCACCUGUUAUGGUACCCAGCUGUGUAUAUGCAAUGCAACCUGAUGAAAAAGCAAAUUGCAACAUUCUACUCCGAGAUGGUACAAUGCUUUCCCUACAACCGAAACAGCUCCGACAGUCACAGGCCUACAUUCCGUUUUCUCUCAUGGAUGAUAAUGUCUUGCUUCAGCUCAAGACACUUAAAGAUAACCUGGAUAAGGUUGUUAAACUCGGAGAAAGGGCCAAGAAGUGAAAUAGUGAUAGUGUUAGUGUGAUUAUAGUGAUAGUGACAAAGAUAUCCCAAAGUCAGUAAGCCUUUAGGAAAUUUGAUUAUUGAAUUAAUUAAACUACUUAUUUUAUAUUGAUAUGACAACAUAAAGAUAUUGUCAUACUUAUGUGAAAGGAAACACAAUGAUAACAUGGUUUUCAAUUGAAUUUAUAGCUAAUAUUCGAAAGAAACAAUUAUAAUAUUUAAAGUAUUGGCUCUAUAAUUUCUGCUAUUUAUUAUUGACAGAACCUAAAAUUUAUUUUUUUAAAUGUCAAAUCAUGUAUUUCUUUUAUUUAAACCCAUGUCAAUUAGAUCCAUAAAUUCCAAACCAUCUAUACUUAUUACUUCUAUUUUUCUAUGUUAAUAUUUAGUUUCUAAUGAUAAAAAAACCAGACUGAAUGUUGCUUUUGUAUUUUUCUAAAAUAUUGUAUUUGCUGUAAAUAUUGCUAU